AUGGACGACAAACACUUCGCCCCCAUAACGGGCGCGACCCAGCAAACAGUAGAGGCGGUCAACGGUACAGCACCCCCUGCCAGUGAACAAACGGUUGCCAAUACAUCGAAGCCCGCACGCGAUACUUCAAUACCCCCAACGAAGAAAUUACUACCAAAGCGGACUCCCUCUGCCGCGAGUUCACCCAACCCGUCGAGAGAGUCAUCCCCCAACCGGCCAUCACUUAAAACUAGCACCUCUGCCCGUUCAACCACCGGUCCAGGCCGGUCGAGAAAGAACAGCACCCAAGACCUCAGUCCAUCUCGCUCGGCCAGCACGAACACAAACCCACCCUCUGCUGCAGCCCAACAAAGAGCAUUAUCUGCAGCCUCCAUUCCGACCCUUCAUCCUGCCUCCUCGGACACCACAAUCAAGGCACCCGUACCACAGAAACCCUCCGUCACCUCCGAUAUCAAAGAGACUCCUCGCUGGCCGGUAUCUCCAAGACUACGCUCCCCUCCUCCCGUCAACAGACCAUCUAUCAUCAGUCCCCGCAAGACCGACCAAGAGUUUCAUGGAAUCAAUGUACAUCGAAUACCACAUUCAGCAGAACAGCAGGAAGGAAAGGCUGCGACGGACAGUGACGCAGAAGACACGUUAUCAGUACCGGGUAUGAGAACACCGGCGAGAGGGGCAAGCGGGGGAAGUUCUACACUGGAAACUGUGCAAGAGAUUAGUCAACCAAACACCCCGGGGAAUUCCCUCGAUGGCGCACUGGAGAGGGUGGUAAAUGGAACGUCGACGUUAACAGAAGAGAAUUCUGUGGAACAUGCCGGCAUGACACUCAAGUCAAAACCUAGCCUCCUUGCCAAUGAGAGUGGCAGUGAGAGUGGAGGAAAGGGGGAGAUCAAAAUGAGAUCUACUUCAGUGGCCCCGCCUCCUGUUGUACGGCCUAGUGGUCCUGCCUCCAAGCCUUUCAGUGCCGGUGUGGGGAGGGGGAAGCCGUCUGGCGAGGGAUCCAGCAGGAAUAUGACAGUCGAAACAGAGACCGUCAGUUCAAUACCGCAAGUUGCUGUUGGAGGGCCGGCUGGAGGAAGCAAUGGCAGUAUUCGCGCCAAACCGAGUUCGGAAACCAUUCGACCAAAGAAAGAAAAGAAGAAGACUGCUCGCAAAGCCCCAUCAGUCACUUCAGGCACGGGUGAGCUACCGAAUUCAUCAAAGCCCCGAGUCCGUCAUCAUCACCACCACCACCACUCGGUCAGAGUAGAUAUCUCAGAUCUAUCUGCUCCUUGGCCAGCUGAAUUGGCAAACGGUCAAGGGUCGUUUUCGCCUACGGAGAGCAGCAGUGCAACAAGCCCUGAGCGUCCAGCGACUCUAGGGUCUCGUAGACCAAGCUUUUCUUUUCAUGGUGUCAGUUAUAUGCUAACAGGGGGUGUUGCAGCGUCCACAAAAGCGGAUAUCUUUGAGGCCAAAGUCGCCAGCGCCGUUGAUGAAGCCAAUUCUUCUGACUCGGAAGAGACUUUUGUCUACGAAUCGAAUCCUCCAGACGCUAACGACCGACCUCGACGCUUCCACUCACGUACCCCAAGCGCAACAUCGAUGGCGAGUCAAGUUGAUCAACGGAAUGGUGUACGGGCAUUCAUGGAUGGUCAGCAUAGCGUCGCCAUGAAGAAGAGCAUGAAGUUCGCAAACUCAUACAACAGUACUGGAGCCGACUCGACAACCGGGGAUGAUGACGGGAAAGGUACAGCAAGAAGUAACAUGGGCACGGGGAGAGGCACGACACAUCACCAUCACAUCGGUGGCCGAUGGGGCCGCAACGGCGGCAAUGGCCACCCCUCACUCUUUGAUAACGAAUCUCCUUUUGCAAAUGCAACCAAGCCGAAAGUGGCAGCAAAUACCCCUAGAUAUGCGGGGCGGCCCGAGAGUCCCAGAGUAGGGAAUGUGAGGAUGGCGGGUAAUGGGAAGAAGUCACAAAUCUCGUCUGGGUAUGAUCUCGAUGACGGAGCAGAUGACGAGCGUACUCCCCUCAUGUCGACCGUUCGAUCGAGCAGGUCAAACCGGAGUCGACGACCACUCGUAUCUUCGAUGCGACAACUCGAGCACCAAGCAUCGCGACAUAAUCGCUCGUUCCUGGCUCGGUUUGCAGGGUGUUUGGUUGUAUCUGUCAUGAUAAUCUUCGUCAUUUCUGGGGCAAUCGCAUUUGUAUUCGCUACAACGCAACCUCUCGAGGAUGUGGAGGUUCUAGCACUCAAGAAUGUCCUUGCAAGUGAGCAGGAUGUCAUCCUGGACAUGAAGGUACAAGCACGAAAUCCAAAUUUGGUAGGCGUCACCAUCGACUCGACAGAUCUGGUCGUCUUUGCCAAGUCGAAAUACGCAGGGACGGAUUCAGAGUGGUGGCAGCAUCCUCAUAAUGGAGACAUGAAGUGGGGGAUGAGAAAACGAGACGACGAUCCUAUGGAUCCCCCACAAGGCGAUGAUCCAAACACAAAUCUAAACUUGGAGAUUGGAUAUGUCUACGAGUUUGAUAGUCCUCUGACCUUCGACGGCUCACCAUUCUCACACGAACUGACCUCUUCGUUGGGGCAAAUCCGCGUCACCCACCCUGGCAACAAGACCGUUCCAGCCGGAAGCGAGCGCUGGGGACGAGUCCUACAGCACGAGUUCGAACUUAUUGUGCGAGGCACACUGAAAUACACACUUCCCUUGAGUCAGAGGCUUAGAAGUAUCAGCGUCAAAGGCCAAGUUACGGUUCAACCUAAUGCAGCGGAUCAGGACCCGGACACUGUGCAUAUAAUCAUCUGA
Hyaloscypha bicolor E is the source of this 2784-nucleotide messenger RNA. RefSeq lists its product as uncharacterized. NCBI's taxonomy places the organism in Eukaryota, Fungi, Ascomycota, Leotiomycetes, Helotiales, Hyaloscyphaceae. Gene Ontology annotation, cellular component: fungal-type vacuole membrane; PAS complex. The record is from RefSeq and is a predicted model, not a curated record. The coding region runs from base 1 to 2784 and encodes 927 amino acids. Gene Ontology annotation, biological process: protein localization to vacuolar membrane; vacuole inheritance; positive regulation of phosphatidylinositol biosynthetic process. The transcript has a single exon.